Cynoglossus semilaevis (tongue sole) is the source of this 2282-nucleotide messenger RNA. RefSeq names its product prosaposin (gene psap). The coding region runs from base 126 to 1706 and encodes 526 amino acids. Gene Ontology annotation, biological process: sphingolipid metabolic process. The transcript is spliced from 15 exons. Lineage: Eukaryota; Metazoa; Chordata; Actinopteri; Pleuronectiformes; Cynoglossidae. Gene Ontology annotation, cellular component: lysosome. The record is from RefSeq and is a predicted model, not a curated record.
GACAGUGAGGCAUCAUAAAGGCAUCUACAGCCUCCACUGGCUGCAUUGCAGAGCAGCGUUUCCUGUUCCUCAGAGCUCAACCGAAGAUAAACACCACAGGCGAGCCCAACGAAAACGGCGCAGUCAUGCUGUUUUUAGCUCUUUUUUUCGCGUCUGCAGCUGUUGCGACCCCCCUGCUGGGCACAGAGCAGUGUGCUCGUGGCCCCCCCUACUGGUGUCAGAAUGUAAAAGCAGCGUCUCUGUGUGGAGCUGUGACUCACUGCCAGCAGAACGUGUGGAACAAGCCCCAAAUGAAAUCAGUGCCAUGUGAUCUGUGCAAAGAGGUGUUAAUAGUGGUGGAACAGGAGCUAAAGGACAAUGCCACUGAGGAUAUGAUUCUUGGGUAUUUGGAGAAAGCCUGUCAGCUCCUCCCUGACCCCAAUCUGAGCGCAGAGUGCAAGGAGUUGGUGGACACUUACUUCCCCAUCAUCAUAGGAAUCAUUCAAGGAGAACUGGAGGAUCCUGGUGUGGCCUGUGGUGCCAUUGGACUUUGUCAGUCUCAGCAGGCAGCCAUGGCAAAGGUUGAGGUCCGGCAGCAGGAGCAGCUCAUGUCCAACGAAAUCCCUCAGAUUGAUCUUUCCCACAGAGUUGCUCCAUUCCUCCUCAAUGUUCCUCAGCUGCUUUAUCCUCAGGAGAAACCAAAACAGGAAGCUGCUCAGGGAGACAGUGUUGUAUGCCAGGACUGUGUCAAGUUUUUGACUGAUGCACAGUCUGAAGCCAAGACUAACAGCUCAUUUGUUAACGAUCUCAUUGAGAAGAUCGAGAGCCAAUGUGACGACCUUGGCCCAGGCAUGGCUGACCUUUGCAAGCAGUACGUCUCUCAGUACGCCCCGCUUCUCGUUGAGCAGCUCAUGUCCAUGGAACAGCAACCCAAAGAAAUCUGUGUCAAUGCUGGCUUCUGUGAUGCUGUGAAGGAAUCCAUCCCCAUGAUGAAGCUGCAGGCUGCAAAGAUGCUUCCUGCUGUUAAGCUUGUGCCUGCCACAAAAAUGGAGUCUGCUAAGCCCCUGGUGCGGGUGCGUGAUUCCCCGACGUGUGCCAUCUGUGAGUUUGUGAUGAAGCAGCUGGAGGCCAUGCUGAAGGAUCAGACUACAGAGGAGGAGGUGAUUCAGACAGUGGAGAAGGUGUGCACCUACCUGCCCUCCACCCUCAGUGCCGAGUGUAAGGACCUGAUUGAAACGUACGGCCAAGCCAUCAUUGAGCUGCUGGUGCAGGAGGCCGACCCCAAAACAGUCUGCAGUGUGUUGGCUCUCUGCAAGGAAGCUCAUCGCGCUUUUAUCCCUGUUCUGGAUCAAACCCGCUUCAAGGUUGGAGGUUACUGUGAGGUGUGCAAGACGGCUGUCGCCUACAUCGAUGAAAUCCUGGAGAAGAAUGCCACUGAAAAGCAGAUCCAGGAGGCUGUGAGGAAAGUCUGCAGCUUCCUGCCUGACUCUGUACAGACGGAGUGCGACCAGCUGGUUGAACAGUAUGAGCCAAUGAUGAUUCAGCUGCUGCUCCAGAUGCUUGACCCUGAUUUUGUCUGCACGAAAUUGGGAGCAUGUUCUGAAGCACAACAGAGGCUGUUGGGAACAGAGCAGUGCAGCUGGGGACCUGCCUACUGGUGCAAGAACAGACUGACAGCAACUCAGUGCAACGCUGUGGCUCACUGCAAACGCUUUGUGUGGGUAUAGAAGAUGGCCAUCGCACACUGAUGUGUAAGAGAACUAAAAAAAAUUAAAAAGAAAAUUGAUAGUGCUGCUUCUCAGUUUUAAUUUCUUGUCCAUUUUUUCCUUUUAAAAUGAUUAUUCCACUUGGUUUAAAUCGAUUCACUGGAAGAGCUUAACAGUGGGGGAGAGGAGGCAGAGAAGACCGUUUGUAAAUAUAUGUAUAAUUAAUUUUCAAUUCCAUGUAGCACAUGCUUGGUGUCUGUCAGUACACUGAUUUUAGGCUGAACAUGUUGACAAAAAGUUUUCUGUUUGUUCAUUUGCUGCCACUGACGAGUGUUUGAGACUCAUUAUUAGAAUAGUUUGUGAAGAGAAAUCGUAUCAAAGUCUUCAGUUAGUGUAACGAUUUUUUUUUUUUUUUUUUUAGUCCUUUAGACCUGAUUUUCAGUUUUUUCAUAUUGGUUACCUCCAGUUGUUUGCACUCUGCCUGCUUAAAAAAUCAUUGUCUCUAAUCGAACAGAAAAGCAGCUCAAAAUGGUUUUAAAUUCUCUGCCAACUGUCAGUUGAUCUGUACAUUUUUAACAAUUAAAGUUUUCAAACAUC